This is a messenger RNA of Drosophila elegans, 1381 nucleotides long. It is a transcript of the gene CAH14, whose product is annotated as carbonic anhydrase 1. The record is from RefSeq and is a predicted model, not a curated record. The transcript has 2 exons. Gene Ontology annotation, molecular function: carbonate dehydratase activity; zinc ion binding. The coding region runs from base 279 to 1163 and encodes 294 amino acids. Lineage: Eukaryota; Metazoa; Arthropoda; Insecta; Diptera; Drosophilidae. Gene Ontology annotation, cellular component: cytoplasm.
UAGUAGCCAGGAAAAUUCUGUCAAACACAAACUUUCCUAAUUUUUCGUUUGAAUUGUUUUGUACUUAAAAGUCAAAAUACCUGGACGGAGACCCCCCAACUACAUCACGUUGAUUUGCUAAUUCUGUUCGAGCAGCGCUGAGUGGAAAAAGAAAAACAGUCUAAGCUACCUGAACUCGACAGCUUCUUACCAAAAUACCAAUUAAUGUUCCUUGAUUGACAUUUUCUGUUAACUAACAACUGCCAUUCAGUAUCUGACCAAACGUACCUCGUCGAGCAAUGCGGAUUCCGAAGAUUGACUACAUUUGUGUAAAGUUCAUGGACUUUUUCGGCCUACUGAUGGAUCUGGCUGAGGACUCGUCGUUAAUUAUGAUGCUGGUUAGCUGCACAAUGGCCGUGGCUUUUAUUCUGAAUAUUCGAGCGGGAAGCACUAUCUUUCAGAAUGUGGCCAAAGCGGUGGAAAACAUGAGACUUAAGUCGAUGCUAGAUCGCCAGCCCUCACCUAUUAACAUUGCGAACGAGGUUAUCAAGAGGCAGCUGAAGUUGCCAUUGAGUUGGACAAACUAUGAGGAUCUUCCGAUGGCGGUGGUUCUCGAAAACAAUGGAAGUACGGCGAUCCUGCGGACUUACACUGCUCCCAACAUGUUGCCCCACCUAAGUGGAGCCAAUUUGGGCGGUAGUUACCACUUUGUGGAGGCAAUAUUUAAGUGGGGCAUCUUGCGGUCCGAGCAUUCCAUAGGGCAGGAGAGAUUCAGCCUGGAGAUGCAGGCACUGCAUCGAUGUCCCCAGAAAAAGGGAACCAGUGAAUAUUUGACAAUAUCAUACCUAUUCGUGCUGACUCCCUUUAAAAACGAACCACUCACGCAGAUCGUCGAUCACCUCAAAUGGAUCCUGCGGCCAGGAUCUUCGAUUGAACUGCCGCCUUUCGACUUGGGCUCACUGCUUCGACCUUUCGCCGGAGGUCACUACACUUACCAUGGUACCUACGACAACGGAGAGGUGGUGUUGCCCACCAUCUGGCUGAUCGACUCCCAGAUCACUGGGGUCAACUCCCACCAGCUGGCCCAGUUUGAGGUCCUGCGGCGAAAGGAUGGCAGCCGGAUCUGGAGCAAUGUACGAGAGCCACAGCCGCUGGGCAGCCGCACUGUGCUCUUCCAUUACUGAGAAUUAUUAUUAUUACCAAAACAGGGAAUUUUUUGCCAUAAAUCCACAAAUAAUUCCAAUAUAUAAUUAAACCAAUAUUGCACGAUAUUUUAAAUGCAUAAUUGCCGCUUGUAUAUCAAGCAAACUAUUUGGAAAAAAGGUCAUAUAAAUUUAGGAUAUACUUUAUAAAUCGCUUAAAUAUCUGCAAAAUUUAUCGAAAAAAAGUAACCACAUCAAUU